AUGGUCACCAUACUGGAAGUUGGUUGGAAUGGUACCGGUUUGAAGGUGGCAGAAGUCACGUGGUAUGUUGCUGGGUUGGGCCUGGGCCUCAUAAACAACGUCUCACCGCGUAAAGUCCGCAGCACACGUGACAUAAAUUUUGAAGAUGAGAAUGAUGCACCAACAAUUAGCAAGAGAUAUGCCAGAGUUGUACAAAAUGAUGACAGUGAAAGAGGAGAUA
Sphenostylis stenocarpa is the source of this 220-nucleotide messenger RNA. NCBI's taxonomy places the organism in Eukaryota, Viridiplantae, Streptophyta, Magnoliopsida, Fabales, Fabaceae. The record is from the annotation of a GenBank genome assembly.